This is a messenger RNA of Xiphias gladius (swordfish), 1480 nucleotides long. It is a transcript of the gene med30, whose product is annotated as mediator complex subunit 30. The record is from RefSeq and is a predicted model, not a curated record. Lineage: Eukaryota; Metazoa; Chordata; Actinopteri; Istiophoriformes; Xiphiidae. Bases 197 to 751 code for a protein of 184 amino acids. Gene Ontology annotation, biological process: positive regulation of DNA-templated transcription. The transcript has 5 exons. Gene Ontology annotation, cellular component: mediator complex. Gene Ontology annotation, molecular function: transcription coregulator activity.
CGCGGUGUCAAGAACAACUCUCGCGAUAGUUCCAGCAGCUGAGAUCCUAGGAGCAGAGCAGGGGAUUUGAUAUGUCAACAAAACAGAUAAAUUAUCACCACACAGGCAUGUAAGGGUGUUCUGGUGUGGAAUAGCCUGACAGGUAACUUCACCUGGACCUAGACCUUCUCCUCCAUCAUCUUCACCUACUGACUCCAUGACAACCCCUCCGCUAUUGUCGUCUUUUGGCGGACAGCCACCGUCGCAGCAGCAGCAGCAGCAGCAACAGCAGCAGUCCCAGGCAGCGCGUGAUGUCAACACAGCCUCGCUGUGUCGCAUCGGCCAGGAGACGGUCCAAGACAUUGUCCUCAGGACCAUGGAGAUCUUCCAGCUCCUCAGGAACAUGCAGCUGCCUAAUGGAGUCACUUACCACCCCAACACCCACCAGGACAGGCUGGGAAAACUCCAGGAGCACCUACUCAUGCUCUCUGUGCUUUUCCGCAAGCUGCGCCUCGUCUACGACAAAUGCAAUGAAAACUGCGCCGGACUGGACCCCAUACCCCCAGAGCAACUGAUACCCUUUGUGGAAGAUGACAGCUCCAAACACGAGGACCGCUCAGCUGGCCAGAGCCGCCCUGCCACCGAGGAGAGGAGAGAAAUCCUGGAGGUCAACAAGAAGCUGAAGCAGAAGAACCAGCAGCUGAAGCAGAUCAUGGACCAACUCCGCAACCUCAUCUGGGAGAUCAACUCCAUGCUGGCUGUCAGGAGCUGAGCAGCACAUACAAACACACCGACACACUCAAUCAUAUAAGAUACACACACAUUCACGACAAAUAACGGACAAAUACGGUCAUUAACUGGACGUGUGACAGGGUAGCACAGUUUGGCUGAGGCUGCACUUUACAGAAGACAUGAGGACUUUGGCAAUAUCAGCCCGUUCGCUGAAGAAAAAGGCAUGAAACAACAGAAGGAAAACAAGAGGAGACAAAUGAAGGCAAAUUGACUUGACACCACAGUGAGGUGAGACGACAGCACACAAUAAACAGGGAGGGAGGAGGGGGCUAGUGACAUCAGUGUGGGCGAUGAAAGAAAAUCUUCUGUCUACCUCGAUAUUCUACAAUUCAGUCAGCCUUAUGACUGACUUAAUCUGAAGAGUUGAUAUAUUAUGUUUUAUCUAUUUGUAGGUACUAGCUCAGUAGAGACACAUUGAUAUAUUAUAUUUAAUCCUCAUAUUCUGUACAUCUGUUACAUUUCCUAGUAUUAGGAAUGUCUGAAGUCCGAAAUUUAACAAGUUUUUAUAUGGCCUCUGAGAACUUUAAUAAAAAGACAUACACUGUGGCAAAAUCAUCUUACACUUAAUAUAAACAUCAGAUUAUUUUUGUUUGAUGUAAACUUAUUAAUUUUUUGCUCUGAUUGGAUUUGACAUGUCAUAACGCUUCGUUAAAGACUCUGCUGAACUAUAAAUUUUGCUGUGUUUUUUUUUUUUAAAAACGUCAACGCU